Messenger RNA from Linum trigynum, 3345 nucleotides. NCBI's taxonomy places the organism in Eukaryota, Viridiplantae, Streptophyta, Magnoliopsida, Malpighiales, Linaceae. The record is from the annotation of a GenBank genome assembly.
AAUGGUAGUUGGAAUAUUCUUAUGGAGGGCUAUUUCGAGCUCAAUCUCAACAAGAAAAUUCGGGCCGCCAUGUUCCAAUCCAUACGUGUGAUCCGUAUAAUCAGCGAGGCCCAACUACUUUAAAAGUCCAACUCAAUACUUCGUGUGGGCUUUUGUUUCAAUUCGAGCCUAAAACCCUAUUAGACGAAUCCUCCUAAAACCUCCGGAAAGAAAGUGAGCUGCAGAGUCUCUUCUCAGUUCUCCCCCAUUUCUCCGGCAACAAACAAUGGCGAACCUUCUUUCCGAAGCUACCAAACGGGUCUUCACUCCGGAAACACUACGCUCCGCCGCCAAGCAAUCGGAGGGAUGCCUCGUGGUUUCCGUCCGCCUCCGCCGGGCAAUCAAAAGGUACCUCAAGGAGCUGGAGGAGCCGCACAUGAAGAAGAAAGUGCUGAGGCUGUCUCAGUCCUUCAGCGAAAUCAAGGACGCCAACUCCAUGCUUUCCGCCAAUACUUCCAAGGAGCUGGUCGAGGAUCCCUUCAAGUCGAUGGAGAGCUCCCAGCGGUGGAAAAUCAGGAGCGCUUAUGGAGACAUUGGGCUCACGUACUCGGAUAGCGAGACCGUCGCUUAUGUAGCUUCUCGAAUGCCCGCCGUUUUCUCUGCCUGCUUCCGCGUUCUCAACGAGGUAGGGAAAAGGUUGCCGGAUUUUUCUCCGGCGAAGGUGUUGGAUUUCGGUGCUGGGACUGGUUCAGCAUUCUGGGCUAUGAAAGAAGUGUGGCCAAAAUCAAUCAAGAAGGUAAAUUUAGUGGAACCGUCUCAAUCAAUGCAGCGUGCAGGCAGAAGCCUUAUCCAAGGAUUGAAGGAUUUACCACUUAUUCAUGGCUAUGAUAGCAUUCAGGGUCUAAGUAAAAAUCUCAAGAAGACUGAGAGAGAGCAUGACCUCGUGAUUGCUUCAUAUGUGCUUGGUGAGAUACCAUCGAUGAAAGAUCGAAUUACUAUAGUGCGCCAGCUUUGGGAUCUUACCCGAGAUGUCUUGGUUUUAAUUGAACCAGGCACACCACAUGGAUCUAACAUCAUAUCUCAGAUGCGAUCUCACAUACUUUGGAUGGAGAAAAGGAAACUCCGUAAAUCUCAAAAGAAAAGCAGUGAGACGUGCAGCGACUUGGUUCCCAUUAACAAUGGUGUUUUCAUUGUUGCCCCUUGUUCCCAUGAAGGGCGGUGCCCUUUGGAGAAAUCUGGAAAAUACUGUCAUUUUGUUCAGCGCUUGCAAAGAACAACCUCACAAAGGGUAUACAAGAGCUCAAAGGGUGGUGGACCAUUGCGCGGUUUCGAGGAUGAGAAGUUUUCUUUUGUUGCUUUCAGACGAGGACAAAGACCUCGGGACACUUGGCCGCUGUCUGGUGUGAAAUUAGAAAGUCUGAAAGAACAACGUGCAAACAGAAGUUCAGCAGAAGUUCUGGAAAUUGAUUAUGAUGAAUAUGCGGAGCAGCACGAAUACGAAGAAGAGGAUGACGACGACGUUGAUGAUGGGAAACACAAAGGAGCAGACCGCAUCAUUUAUGACUCUGAUUUCAGUGAAACUGACAGCAUUGAAGAUGAUAAUGAAGAAGGGCAGGAACAAGAAGAGAUGGUAAAAACAGACGCAGCAGAAACAAGUGAGGCAGACCUCGGGGGCGGUUGGGGAAGGAUCAUUUUCUCGCCGGUUCGAAGAGGCAAGCAUGUUACUCUGGAUGUCUGCAGAUCAGUGAACGAGGAGAGCACAGAGGGCUCAUAUGAACGCAUAGUCGUGACCAAGAGCAAGAACCCGACAUUGCAUCACCAAGCACGCAAAUCUCUGUGGGGUGAUCUCUGGCCCUUCUGACAAAUAGCUCCAAUUAAUUAACUAUUGUGUAUCUAAAGUUUUGAAACAGAAUGUAUGUUCCAUCCCAGAAUGCAACUAAGAACAACUUUUGUAUUGACACUCUUAUUGAUUAAUAAAGGGCAAAUACAAUAUAAUAUCCAUAACUAUUAUGGAUCGGGGAUUUAUAUCCUCAACUAUCAAUAUACAAAUUAAUAUCCAAUCGUUAAUUGUUCGUUAAUACCCGUUAGUAGGUCUUUCUGCAAUGCUGACCUGGCAAAAAAAAACUGAGGUGGAAUUGAGAACAUGGCAUCCCUGUGGAAUUGAUUAAGUUAAUAAUAACAUAAAACGUAAAAAAUAAAACAAAUAUUACCCCUCUCCUCCUCUCACAUCCAUUCACCCAAUUCUUAUCCUCAACCCCUUCUUCUUUCAUCUGUCCAUCUCCCCCUUCGUCUGCAAAGACACGAAGUCGUCGACGAGGAUCCACUCACCGUCCUGCAGGCGUGGCGGCGAGACUGCCAUUGCCUGAGUCGCCCCUACCUAAAAUCCAAUCCCUUUUCUUUCACCCAUCGGAAGUAACGAAACAAACCCUCAUCGUCAAUCCAAAUCCCCAAUCUUCGAUCCAGGUCUGGAGAGCUCAUCGUCGACAAGAAGCCACCACGGCCUCGGAGUACGCACCGGGGACUCCCCGGUAUGCGAUUCGGAGCUGCGCUCUGUGCAUCGGAGCUGGAGCGAGGUCGGUGAUAGUCAACGCCUUCUGCAGUCGACGGCAGUCGUAGUACCGUAGGUCGGGACCAAAUCCAGGUCAAUAGUCUUGUGACCGUUGACCGAAUCUAUGAAAUCGAGUCCAUUUUCUCUUCCAGAUCUAGGCUGCUCCUGAGUGGCGACUUUGAUGGAGAGGAUGGCGCAUGAGCUCUGCCAGUCGGAUCUGCUGCGGACGACGCCAGCGGGGCAGUUGACGGAGUCGUAGGAGAGGUCGAUGCAGUGGACGACGAGUGGUGUUGCCACGGCAGAGGGACGACUAGUCCCGAUUAACGAGGAGUUGAGAGACGACAGAGGCUGGAUAGGGCGGAGGAAGCUAGGUGACUGUGGAGGAAGAUAGGGGAAGAAGAAGAGGGAGACAGGGGAGGGCGGAGGAAGCCAGGGGACGGUGGAGGAAGAUAGGGGAAGAAGAAGAAGAGGGAGACAGGGGAGGGCGGAGGAAGCAAAGUGACGGUGGAGGAAGAUAGGGGAAAAAAGAGGGGAGAGUGGUUGAGUUUGUUUUUCAACUUUAAUUUUUUAAUUUUUUUAAUUUAAAAAUAAAAAUUAUAUAUUUAAUUAUUUGCUGAUGUGGACGCCAAUAUGGAUGCUGACAUGGCAGUCUCCGUUACAAAUUUAACGGUGGUAACAGACUGUUAGCCAUAUCUUUACCCGCAACUAUAGUUAUGGAUAUUAAUUUGUAUAUUAAUAGUUGAGGAUAUAAAUCCCCGAGCCAUAAUAGUUAUGGAUAUUAUAUUGUAUUUGCCCAUUAAUAAAUGAAAGAAUGAAUC